Molecule: messenger RNA, 1669 nt
Organism: Juglans microcarpa x Juglans regia
Lineage: Eukaryota; Viridiplantae; Streptophyta; Magnoliopsida; Fagales; Juglandaceae
Exons: 2
Coding region: 132-1244 (370 amino acids)
Source: RefSeq, a predicted model, not a curated record
UCAAGCAAGAGUCCCUAGACUCUCUAUGGAUUAUUUUCCAAAAGAAGGGAGAGGCCAAGAAACCACUUACUCAGACACGGAAAUGAUGGAAAGCAGGGGCUCCUCCGAAUGAAAAAAGGGUAGAACCUCAAAUGGAAAAAUCAUAUGGGAAAGGAAAAGCAAUUAUAGAAGAGGAAAGUCUCUCCGUAAGAGGAAAUGAUUAUGUUAGAGGAGAGUUGGAAACUAAUUGGUUUCUUCAUCAAGAAAAUCCAAAAAUUUUCAAUUCCCAGAAUCAACCGAUCAGGGUGAACUCGCCAUAUGAACUUUUUUCAAGCCCAAUCCCACCGAUACAAUCAGAUGCAAGCAGUGGUUCAAGAAGUUCAAGAAAUCCAAGAAAUGAAACCCUCACCUUUAUAGAAUCGGACAGGCAGAGGAAAGCAGACCCAUUAUCGGCAUCUCCACCGAUUCUUUCAGCCCAUGGUAGCGGCGACUCAGUGAGUACCAAACCCACGGUUUGGAUGGUGGGGAUGAACCCUUCUACUAUAGAAUACAGUAAAACCUUCAUAGAAAUUAAUGGCCCUCCACCAACUAGAAAAUCCACAUUUAAUCCGAGAGUUAAUUUCCCUCCUCCGAAUAUCUCCCCAUCAAUCACUCAGGAUUCUCAAGCCUCUCAAUCAAUCGAUCCACAACAUCACCACAUGGACGAACUGGAAUCAAAGAGAUUCACUCUCCCAGUAACUGAAGAUUGGGUUUCUCGUUGGCUUAAGACAAGUGCCGAUCUUCUUGUGCAAACUAAUAGAUCGGAUCCUUCGUUGGCUAAUACUUUUGACUCACAGAAGGUACAGCAGGCACUCCUUGUCGCAACUGGGCCUGAAGCUCACGUAAAAUCUACAAGCACUCAAAGCCCAAGUAAACAUCAGUCGGGCACUCACUCGGAAGUUAUGAUCAGAAGCAGUAUUUGGAAAUUCGGCCAACCUUUUAAUGCUCAAAGCCCGCUGGGUACUAAACCAAAGGAUUUAAAAUUUGUGCCUUCAAUAACUUAUCUCCCGGUUAAGCUGAGUGCACCACAAGUCGUCCCAUACGACAAGUCUGCUCCAAAGAAGUCAGGGCCUACCACACGUCUUACGGUAAAUAAUAACACUUCUGCUCAGGAUGGUUCCCUAGACCACGACCUUUCUCACUAUACUUUAGGAGGCUCCAUCACACUCCCUCCACCUUCUGAGUUGGAAUCUCCUCUGAAAAGAUCGGCUCCUCUAACUAUCUAGGAAGCUAACUCAUCAAGAUCAAAAGUGCAGAAAACUUCUGAGGUAGAAAAUUCACAGUUAGGGAACUCUUUGAAAGUCAUUGGAGAUGAGGAGAAAGAAGCGGCAAUUAUGUUACUAUCUAUUAAAUCAAAGUCUUCAGGGAAAGCUAAAAAAACAAAGGAAGCUGUAAGAUCCAAACCAUAUAGCAGAACUGCACCAAAGGCAUAUUUGUCUGGAAAAACCAAGAAAGCUGACGAGGCGGGCUCUACCAUGCCUCCGAGCAUUCCAUGAAGUCUUUGGUAUGGAAUUGCAGGGGUUUAGCCCGCCCCAAAGCAAUCAGAAGUUUAAGGGCUUUUAUAAAUAAGUUUAACCCGGAUAUUAUCUUUUUGUCGGAAACCUUGGUGUCUAAUGAUAACACCCCUAUUAUUGUAAAUAGACUAGGUUUC